AUGCAAUCUAUUCACAAUAACUUCGCAUAUAGAGAAAUUUCAGAGGGUCAACUUCAAAUUAAAGUGAUCCUUCAAAGCUUGAAUAUCUUUUUGCAAAAAUAUAUAAAGACCAUGUCAGAUUAUGAUUUACCAAAAUUAUUUUCAGAAAUCAAUGUUGAAGAAUUGCUGAAAAUACUUCUCAAAGAAUCAUCCUAUCAUAUUACUCCAGAAGAUCUCAUUAAAGCAAAUACAUUAAAUGAAGCUGAGCAUGUGGUAUUUGAUAAGAUACUGGGUCUUAUAAACUAA
Acaulospora colombiana is the source of this 285-nucleotide messenger RNA. The record is from the annotation of a GenBank genome assembly. NCBI's taxonomy places the organism in Eukaryota, Fungi, Glomeromycota, Glomeromycetes, Diversisporales, Acaulosporaceae.